This is a messenger RNA of Morone saxatilis (striped sea-bass), 3699 nucleotides long. RefSeq names its product serine/threonine-protein phosphatase 6 regulatory ankyrin repeat subunit C-like. Lineage: Eukaryota; Metazoa; Chordata; Actinopteri; Moronidae. The coding region runs from base 113 to 3271 and encodes 1052 amino acids. Gene Ontology annotation, molecular function: protein binding. The record is from RefSeq and is a predicted model, not a curated record. Gene Ontology annotation, cellular component: cytoplasm. The transcript has 28 exons.
ACAUAUCCCUUUGGCUAACUAAGCUAAAGCUAGGCUAACAAGCUGCUGCAGAGUGACAUGUAGUCAACUCUACACUCAGUCUCAAUGAAGGAGCUUCCAGAGUGAUUGGGACAUGGAGUUAAGAAAUAUCAAGGACCAGUCUCCAUUGGUCCAGGCUAUAUUCAGCCGAAACGCAGAAGAAGUGACAUUUUUGUUAGACCAUAACGAAGAUGUCAAUUCACUGGACCAAGAACAAAGCACACCACUUCAUGCUGCUGCCUAUUUGGGUGAUGUCCACACGAUGGAAUUACUUAUUUCUUCAGGUGCUAAUGUCAACGCUAAGGACCAGGGUUUGCUGACUCCUUUACAUCGAGCGGCUGCCUCACGUAACGAAAGGGCCGUGGAGCUGCUACUAAAGCACGGAGCAGAGGUCAACACACGGGACAAGUUCUGGCAUACACCUUUACACAUGGCAGCUGCAAAGUGGGCUACAGGCUGCGCUUUAGCUCUGAUACCACAUGUGUGCAGCCUGGAUGUCGCCGACAGGUCAGGAAGGACACCACUGCAUCACGCAGCGCACAGCGGCCAUGGAGAGACAAAACGAUGCUAUGCACUUCUGCAGAUGGUGAACUUGCUCCUGAACAAAGGUGCCAACGUAAGUGCCAAAGAUAAGAAGGAAAGGCAGGCAAUCCACUGGGCUGCAUACUUUGGACACGUGGAGGUUGUGAAGCUGCUGGUGUCUCACUGUGCUGAUGUGACGUGCAAAGACAAACGAGGUUACACUCCGCUCCAUGCUGCAGCUGCCAGCGGACAGUUAGACAUGGUCAAAUACCUGCUGAGACUGGUGGUGGAGACUGAUGAACCCAACGUCUUCGGGAACACAGCACUCCACAUGGCCUGUCAUACGGGGCAGGACACUGUGGCCACUGAGCUGGUGAACUGCGGUGCCCACAUUAAUCAGCCCAACCACCACGGCAGCACGCCACUGCAUCUGGCUGCCGCCUCCUCCAGCGGGGUGAUGUGUCUCGAGCUGCUAAUCAACAAUGGUGCUGACGUCAACGUGCAGAAUAAAGAAGGGAAGAGCCCUUUGCAUAUGGCUGCUAUGCAUGGACGCUUCACAGGCUCCCAGAUUCUGAUCCAAAAUGGUGGGGAAAUUGACUGUGUUGAUAUGUACGGAAACUCUCCUCUUCAUGUUGCUGCCAGAUAUGGUCAGGAGUUGCUGAUCAGCACUCUGCUGACAAAUGGUGCUGACAAAGCCAGACAAGGCAUUCAUGGGAUGCUUCCACUACAUUUGGCGGCGCUCUACGGAUUUCCAGACUGUUGUCGGAAAUUAUUGUCUAAUGGCCAGUUUUACAUCAUGCCGCCUCAAAUGUCGUCAGCUGGGUUCGAUAUAAACAUCCCAGACGACUACGGGAGGACCUGCCUGCAUGCAGCUGCCUCUGGAGGAAACAUUGACUGUCUGAACUUGCUGUUGAAUAGUGCUGCUGAACUGGAUGUAAAAGAUAAUUUGGGAAGAUCUCCUUUGCACUAUGCUGCAGCUAACGGGAACAGCCAGUGCACAAGCUACCUGGUGAAAGACGGCGCUGAGGUCAAUGAGCUGGAUCUGACAGGCUGCAGCCCUCUGCACUACGCUGCUGCUUCACACACCUUUUGUGGAGGCAAAACAAACUCUAAGCCCGACUACAGCGAGGAAAAACAACAUGAAGCCUCUCUGUGUUUAGACUACUUGCUUGACAAUGGGGCGAACCCAACUCUGAAGAACAGUAAGGGCUACAGUGCUGUCCACUAUGCAGCAGCUUAUGGGAACAAACAGCACCUGGAACUGCUCCUGGAGAUUUCCUUCAACUGUCUAGAAGAGGUUGAAAGUAAUAUUCCAGUCAGUCCUUUGCACUUGGCUGCGUAUUAUGGUCACUGUGAGGCACUGCGUCUGCUGUCUGAGACAUUAGUGAGUCUGGAUGUUCGGGACGUUGAAGGGAGAACUGCCCUCCAUCUGGCUGCUCGGAGAGGUUUCGCCCCAUGUGUGGAAGUGCUGCUGAAACAUCAAGCCUCUUACACACUGAAGGAGCACAAGCGCAAGUGGACGGCUCUCCAUGCUGCAGCUGCUGAGGGCCAAAUGGACUGUCUGCUGUUAUUGGUCAACAGGGAACAAAGUGCGGACAUCAUCGACAGUCCAGAUACACAGGGGCAGACGGCGCUCAUGCUUGCAGCUCUGGGACGUCACACCGACUGCGUCCACAUCCUGUUGGAGAAAGGAGCCAAGGCUGAUGCUGCGGACAAAAAGGGCUUCACUGCAUUACACAGAGCUGCCAUGUUGGGCAGUGAGGACUGUGUCUCUGCUCUGUUGGAACACGGGGCCUCUGCCCUGUGUAGAGACUCUCAGGGAAGGACCCCAUUGCACCUCACAGCGUCCCUCGGCCACACGGAGCUACUCCGAAGUUUGUUGAAAGCUGCUAUGAAAGCUGACCCUCUGGACUCCAUAUUGGACUACAGAGGCUACACGCCCACCCACUGGGCUGCCUACCACGGGCAUGAAGGAUGUUUACACAUUUUACUUGAAAACAAACUUUUUAGCAACCAGGAAGGAAAUCUCUUCACUCCAUUGCACUGUGCUCUAGUUAAUGGACACGAUGUUGCUGCUGGACUUCUAGUGAAAGCUGUUGGCCCUCAAAUUGUUCAUGUUAGCGAUGCCAAAGGAAGGACCCCACUGCAUGCAGCUGCUCAUUCAGGAAAUGUCGCUGGGCUCCAGCUGGUCCUGGCCCAGGGAGCAGAAGUCAAUGCUGUGGACCACUGUGGAUGCUCCGCUCUGAUGGUUGCUGCCAACUGUGGACAGACCAUGGCUGUCGAGUUCUUGCUGCACAAAGCGAAGCCAGACCUGACCCUGGUGGAUGUCAAUAAUAACACUGCCCUUCACUUAGCCUGCAGCAAGGGUCAUGAGAUGUGUGCCCUGUUAAUCCUGGGAGAAAUCAGCGACUCUUCCCUCAUAAAUGCAACAAACAGCGCUCUCCAAAUGCCCCUUCACAUUGCAGCGAGGAAAGGCCUGGCGACUGUAGUGCAGGUGUUGCUGAGUAGAGGAGCAGCAGUCAUGGCCGUAGAUGAGGAAGGCCACACGCCAGCUCUGGCCUGUGCCCCAAACAAGAAUGUGGCAGACUGUCUCGCCCUGAUCCUCUCCACCAUGAAGCCUUUUCCUCCCAGAGAAUCCGGCACCGGUACAGCCUCCCACUUCAACCCCAUCCUGAAGAACUGUGGCAUUGCUGCCCCCUGUGGGUCCAGUGGCAAUCUGUGUCACGCCUAAAUCCGGGGCCGCACAGGCGCCACUGGAGUCAGAUUUCAUCCAAGUGUAGCCCAAAGUCUCCAAGUCUCCUUCUCACGUGUGUGUCAUAUGCAGCUGCAUGUACACCAUGUACUCGUGCACUAGUGGCAUUGAUUGCUUUUCUAAAAUUUAGUCUUACACAUCACUAAUAUUAGCAGACCUCUCCUUAGAUUAUCUUCUCUGUCACUCGAGUUGAGUUUAGCACACAUAUAUGUUAUUUUAAUGUACUAACUAUUAGCAAUGAAUGGAAGUUUUAACAUGAGCACACUACACAAGCCUCUUCACUUGAACCCCGUCCGCUGUCACUAUCGGAUUCGAUUCUUAGCUCGUUAACCACCGAAGCGUGAAAUCUUAGUUUUUGUGCUCAGCUGAUGCAAGUGCAAAAACACUCGGAUGAUUCCGUGUUUAAA